Saccostrea cuccullata (small rock oyster) is the source of this 1384-nucleotide messenger RNA. RefSeq lists its product as uncharacterized. The transcript has 7 exons. The record is from RefSeq and is a predicted model, not a curated record. Lineage: Eukaryota; Metazoa; Mollusca; Bivalvia; Ostreida; Ostreidae. Bases 1 to 1152 code for a protein of 383 amino acids.
AUGGGCAGUUCAUCUGAAAUACAGUUUGGAGCUGUUAUGAAAAAGGAAUGUUUUCAUUUCGAAGGAGGAGUCACUUUUAUAAAUCACGGAUCUUAUGGUGCAGUUCCAUUGAAAAUACGAGAAAAACAGAAACAAUUAUUGGAUGAGGUAAAUGAUAAUCCCGAUGAAUUCUACCGACUAAAGGAACAUGAUCUUUAUAUGAGCGCCAGAGAUGCUGCAGCAAAAUUUACAGGGGCGGAUCCUGAAAAUUUGUUCUUUGUACAAAAUACAACGACUGGUGUAAACAGUGUCCUGAAAUCCAUGGAGUGGAAGAAGGGUGACGGAAUCCUAACGACUGUGUUUACCUUUAGAGGGGUUGCGAAUGCCUGUCAAAGAGUGGCCGAAAUUUCAUCGGGUGUACACAUUCAUCAAUUUGAUAUAAGGCUCCCCAUCAGAGAUGAGCAAGAAGUUGUAAAGAGUAUGACCGUACAACUUGAAAAACACCCACAGGUCCGGCUGGUUUUGUUAGACCAUAUCACCAGCCACACGGCGCUAGUAUUCCCCCUGAAGAAAAUGAUAGAAGAGUGUAGGAAACGGGAUGUUUUAGUUUUGAUAGACGGUGCGCAUGCUCCAGGCCAAGUAGAACUGAAUUUGGAAGAUCUGCAGCCUGAUUUCUAUACAGGGAACUUCCAAAAGUGGUUAUACGCACCUCGUGGAUGUGCAAUACUCUGGAUCUCUAAGAAGCACCACGACUGGUGUACACCACUUGUGACGUCAUUAACGCGCGAUAAUAUACCAUAUUUUAUAGUACCAGAUGUGUUGGAUUUCUACAGGCUGAUUGGAGGAAUGGAAAAGAUUCAUCGGUACACUGGACCUCUUCUGGAGAAGGCGUGUUCCCUGAUAGCAGAACGACUGGGGACCACGACACCCGACAUACCGAAAACAAUGGCGGCUCCCAACAUGAGAUUGAUCUUAUUACCAGAAUAUAGAGAUUAUACAGCAGAGACAGAAGAAGGAGUGAUGUUUAAAGACUUAAUGACCAAAUACAGAAUUAACUGUGCAAUAUUCCCAGCACAGGGUCAACUCUAUCUCCGGUUAUCAGCGAACAUUUACAAUGAACUCUCUGAUUACGUAAAAAUAGCAGAUGUACUGGAAAAUUUGCCCAGAAGAUAAGUAUGGACAAUAGAUGUUCUAUAAUGCUUUGUUCUUCCAAGUACCAUUUUGAACUUUGAAUAUGGAAUAUAUUUUCUUGUAACUUGGCAGAUGUCUUGUAAAUAAGUUACAUACUGAAAAUAUGAACUUUUGAUGUUGAAUAUGCUUUUGAUGUUACUCUUGUUGUUUGUUGGGGACACCUUUUUGACAUGUUGGUGGCCCAUCCAUUUUGUUUGUACAUAAAGCCCAGCCC